Molecule: messenger RNA, 906 nt
Organism: Trifolium pratense (red clover)
Lineage: Eukaryota; Viridiplantae; Streptophyta; Magnoliopsida; Fabales; Fabaceae
Exons: 2
Coding region: 1-906 (301 amino acids)
Source: RefSeq, a predicted model, not a curated record
AUGGUGUCGGUAUCGCAUCUUCAGUUUGCGGAUGAUACUCUUUUGCUAGGGGUUAAAAGUUGGGCAAAUGUUCGGGCUUUGCGAGCUGUUCUAGUGCUAUUUGAGACUAUGUCGGGUUUGAAAGUCAAUUUUAAUAAAAGCAUGUUGGUUGGGGUUAAUAUUUCGGAUUCCUGGUUGGGCGAAGCUGCGUCUGUUCUGUGCUGUAAGGUGGGAAAGAUCCCUUUCCUGUAUUUGGGUCUUCAGAUCGGGGGCGAUCCGAGGCGACUGAGUUUUUGGGACCCGGUGUUGUGCCGAAUAAAGAAUAGAUUAUCUGGGUGGAAGAGCCGCUUCUUGUCUUUUGGUGGCCGUCUGGCUACUUCUUUGGACAGGUGGCAGUGGCAGCCUGAUCCUGAUUCAGGGUAUACUGUUAGGGGGGCUUAUCAGCUUCUGAUAUCUCAUGCUUUAGUCACUAUGGAUGCUGCGGAUAAUCUUAUUUGGCACCCACAGGUCCCUUUGAAGGUUUCCAUUCUUGCGUGGCGUUUACUGCGAGACAGGUUGCCUACGAGAGUGAAUCUGGUUACUCGCAGGGUUUUAUCUCCUAUAGCCCACACGUGUGUUUUUGGGUGUGGUGAGGCUGAGUCGGCUCAUCAUUUAUUCAUAUCUUGCGGUUUUGCUGGCUCUCUUUGGGAUUUAGUGCGGUCAUGGAUUGACAUUCCUUUGGUGGAGUUUGUUUCUUUGCGUGAUAACUUUAUUCAGUUCACAUCCUCAGCAGGUGGAUCUCGAGCGCGCCGUUCUUUCCUUCAGCUCAUCUGGCUUGCUUGCGUUUGGGUCGUAUGGACGGAGAGAAAUCAUCGACUGUUCCGAGGAUCAGCAGACAGCAGAUAUGCCCCAUGUUUUGUUGGACAAGAUCAAACUGUUCUCAUUUAG